AGUCCUGGAGGUGGCGUGGGAUCACAGAAUUUAGGAGAUUCGGGAUCAGUGAGUGAGCCAGGCUGCUGGCGCCCAGCCCUGUGAGGAAGGGGGAGCAAAGGAUUCGGGCAAGUGGGCCGGGUUGUCCCUCGGGCAGAGCGCACUGAACCCAGAACCCGUGCGCUCCGCCCUGCGCCGCGCCCCUGGACCUCCCGGUUAUCCGUAGCCGCCGAGCCUCCCCGCCGCCUCCGCAGACCCAGGCUCGGUACCCAGACAACGGCAGCGGCAGCCGGGUGGCCCGUGUCAGAGACUGCCGGCAAUGAUACCUUGUUCCUCAUCCCUGAAUCAUCGCCUUUGAAAUUAUAAGACAUGGAGGAUGAAGAUAAGACAGUUGGAGGUCAGGACUCAAAGCCAUCCACUGGGACCAGUCACACAGCUUCUGAGCAUCAAGGACCACAGGAAGAGAGAAUCAUGAACCUCAAAGGGGUAGAUGGGAAUGAGCCAACGGAAGACAGUAACCUGCUGAACAGUGGUGAGAAAAAGUCUCCGGAAUUGGCAACAGAAUCUGGUCACUUGCAGAGUCUGAGACGAAUGCUGGCUUGCCCUCCACAUGGCUCGCUGGGCAAAGUGAUAACGAACGGUACCAUGGUUGUUCUUCUGUGGGCUGUGGUUUGGUCAGUUACCGGCCCUGAGUGUCUUCCUGGAGGAAAUCUGUUUGGAAUCCUAGUCCUGCUCUGUUGUGCUGUCGCCGGAGGUAAAGUUUUUGGACUCAUUAGGCUACCGACAUUGCCUCCUCUGCCUCCUCUUCUUGGGAUGCUGCUUGCUGGGUUUCUCUUGAGAAAUGUCCCAGUCAUCAGUGAGAAUGUCCGGAUCCAGCAUAAGUGGUCUUCUUCUUUGAGAAGCAUAGCCCUUUCUGUCAUUUUGGUUCGUGCUGGCCUUGGUCUGGACCCAAAGGCACUGAAGAAACUGAAGGGUGUAUGUGUGCGCCUGGCCAUGGGUCCCUGCAUUGUGGAGGCAUGCACUUCUGCCCUUCUUGCACACUUCCUGAUGGGUUUGCCUUGGCAGUGGGGCUUCAUACUGGGUUUUGUCAUAGGUGCUGUGUCUCCAGCCGUUGUGGUGCCUUCCAUGCUCCUUUUGCAAGAAGGAGGCUACGGGGUUGAAAAAGGUGUCCCGACUUUGCUCAUGGCUGCUGGCAGCUUUGAUGACAUUUUGGCCAUCACUGGCUUCAACACAUGUCUGGGUGUGGCCUUUUCCACAGGGUCUACAGUUUUUAACAUCUUCAGGGGCAUUUUGGAGGUCGUAAUUGGCGUAGCUACUGGAUCUUUCCUUGGGUUUUUUGUACAAUACUUUCCAAGCAGUGACCAGGACAACCUUGUGUGGAAGCGAGCCUUCCUGGUUCUGGGCUUUGCUGUGUUAGCUGUGUUCAGCAGUGUGUAUUUUGGCUUCCCUGGGUCAGGAGGACUGUGCACAUUGGUCAUGGCUUUUCUUGCAGGCAUGAGGUGGAGUGACAAGAAGUCGGAGGUAGAAAAGAUCAUUUCAGUUACCUGGGACAUUUUCCAGCCCCUUCUGUUCGGCCUGAUCGGAGCCGAGGUAUCUAUUGCAUCUCUCAGACCAGAAACCGUUGGUAAGACCUUCUCAAUGGUUCUUGUGCUAAAUCUUUAAAUCCUGGUUUGGAAUACCUUCAGUGGGUGCUUUUUUACCAUUGUUAUGACUGUAGAAAGAAUUAGCUAUGAUCUUUAGAGAAGUUGGCUAGAGAAUAAUGCUUGUUACUCUGAGUGAAAAAUCAGGCCUACUCCUCCCCAAUAUAACUGGU
Molecule: messenger RNA, 1792 nt
Organism: Myodes glareolus (Bank vole)
Lineage: Eukaryota; Metazoa; Chordata; Mammalia; Rodentia; Cricetidae
Gene: Slc9b2
Product: solute carrier family 9 member B2
Biological process (GO): proton transmembrane transport
Cellular component (GO): membrane
Molecular function (GO): antiporter activity
Source: RefSeq, a predicted model, not a curated record